CAGUAAAAUCAAAAGGCGUGACAGAGGGACUGGAAGAUUUACAGAUAAAAAUAGAGUCUUUAGUUAAACUAAUUGGCUUCGAGAAGGCCAAAUACUACAUAAAGGAUGCUGUUGAUGAUGCUGAAGAAUAUUUCGACGUAAAGUUACAUGUACAAGUCAAUAGAGAUGGCCAAAAUAAAAUAUUCUACAGACCGCGUACCAGAAAUUUUCAGAAACCCACGACACGUUAUAGAGCUUCUACAGCGAUUGAAGACCUGCCCUGGCUGCAAACGUAUAAGGCGUUUAUGAGAAAUGGAAACGGGCGAAAGACGAACGUUGGGCUCAGGAAAGAGUUUAUAAAUACAGAUACAUCAAAGAAUUCGGUAAGAAGAAAGCUAUCUGAUCCAUUAUGGUUAAAGGACCUCAAAAGCUACGUCCAGACUCUUGUCUCCUCGUAUGGACGAGAAGAGCUGCACAGGAGACUGGACCCCGUUAUUGAGUCUUUGGAAAAAGUACAUAACUUAAAAAUUAAAGACGUCGAUGUCAAUAAAUUCGGUCAAGUAUUCGUAGAGAGAAGUACAGGUGGCAACUCAAAGAGUAAGAGAACUAAGAAGAAGAAAAAGAAGAAAUUGAAAUCUCAUAUUCGAACAAAAGAAAAUAACAACAAGAAAGAAUCAGAAGAAAAAGAAGAAAAGGAAAAUGAUGAACAACCAAAUACUUCAUUUGAGAACGAAGUCAAAAAUGAAAGGAAGGUGACACUCGAUUUAAGCAAAAUAUUAACAAUGAAUCGUAUGGCUGUAUCUGUUGAUACAGAUAAAAACGGACGCGUGAAAUUCGAAAACCCUGUGAUUACUGAGAUGCCUGUUAACUAUGAAAAAUCUAAGAAUGUUGAGGAUUCUGGGAGUAACGAGCGGUGGCCUGAUAUUCCUGUGAAGUUUGAAAAGGUUAAGAUUUCAGAGAGGCUUGUGAGGCCUGAAGGUCCUAAGAGACUUGAGACGCCUGCGGGUCGUUACAGGCUUGAGGGUCCUGAGAGACUUGAGAGGCCUGAGAGUCCUGAGAGACUUAAAAAGUUUAUGAGUCCUGAAAGAACUGAGGGUUUCGGGAAGCAUGAGACUUUUAAUAGACCUGAGAAGCCUGGGAAUCUUGAGAACCAUGAGUAUUUUGAGAAACCUGAGAACCCUGAGAAUCUUUUUAUGCAUCAUAAGGUUGAGGAACAUGAAAACCGCGUCAAACGAACGAGAAGGAAGAAAGAAGAACGAAAUGAAGAUAAACGAAAUAGAGCCCGUCGGAAAAUGUGGAUAGUUUACGGGUUGUAAUUAUACA
Hyposmocoma kahamanoa is the source of this 1302-nucleotide messenger RNA. Its product is annotated as 104 kDa microneme/rhoptry antigen-like. NCBI's taxonomy places the organism in Eukaryota, Metazoa, Arthropoda, Insecta, Lepidoptera, Cosmopterigidae. The record is from RefSeq and is a predicted model, not a curated record. The transcript has 10 exons. The coding region runs from base 285 to 1295 and encodes 336 amino acids.